GACUGGGUCAGUCCACUACCAUGUACAAGCAGUGACCAAUAGAAAAGGAAGAAGAAGAUCCAAGAAGGCUGAGCAAACUUCAGACUCAGACACAGGACUCAACGGUGUAUUCCUGGAAGGCAAGGUGCUAUCAUGGCAGGCACAAUCUGUGUCACCAUGUGGGUGUUAUUCAUAACAAACACUGUGUGGACUAGAAGCGUGAGGCAGGUCUAUGAGGUACAUGACUCAGAAGAUUGGACUAUUCAUGACUUCGAAUGUCCCAUGGAAUGUUUCUGCCCACCUAGUUUUCCUACUGCUUUGUAUUGUGAAAAUCGAGGUCUCAAAGAAAUUCCAGCUAUUCCUUCAAGAAUUUGGUAUCUUUAUCUUCAAAACAACCUGAUAGAAACCAUUCCUGAAAAGCCAUUUGAGAAUGCCACCCAACUAAGAUGGAUAAAUCUAAACAAGAACAAAAUAACCAACUAUGGAAUUGAAAAAGGAGCCCUAAGCCAGCUGAAGAAAUUGCUCUUCUUAUUUCUAGAAGAUAAUGAGUUAGAGGAGGUUCCUUCUCCAUUGCCAAGAAGUUUAGAACAAUUACAAUUAGCUAGAAAUAAGGUGUCCAGAAUUCCUCAAGGGACCUUUAGCAAUCUGGAGAACCUGACCCUUCUUGACCUACAGAACAAUAAAUUAGUGGACAAUGCCUUUCAAAGAGACACUUUUAAAGGACUCAAGAAUCUCAUGCAGCUAAACAUGGCCAAGAAUGCCCUGAAGAAUAUGCCUCCAAGAUUACCAGCCAACACAAUGCAAUUGUUUUUAGACAACAAUUCCAUUGAAGGAAUACCAGAAAAUUACUUUAAUGUGAUUCCUAAAGUGGCCUUUUUGAGACUAAAUCACAACAAAUUAUCAGAUGCAGGUCUCCCAUCAAGAGGUUUUGAUGUAUCAUCAAUUCUAGAUCUUCAACUGUCACACAAUCAACUAACAAAGGUUCCCCGAAUCAGUGCUCAUCUGCAGCACCUUCACCUUGAUCAUAACAAAAUUAAAAGUGUGAAUGUCUCUGUAAUAUGUCCCAGUCCAUCCACAUUGCCAGCAGAAAGAGAUUUCUUCAGUUAUGGACCUCAUCUUCGCUACCUCCGUCUGGAUGGAAAUGAAAUCAAACCUCCAAUCCCAAUGGCUUUAAUGACCUGCUUCAGACUUCUUCAGGCUGUCAUUAUUUAAACACAUUCUCACCAAAUCUAAAAUUAGUUUAAUGAGCUAAUGUUUCUGACACGAAAUGUGGUUACCAUUUAUAGGCUUAGGACACAAGUCAUAUUCCCCAUUGCUCUUGGCACAAAUUUUCAUUGAUGCAGUAUAUUUCUUCUAUUCAAAUAUGCUUUUGCCAGUUACAUGCUGCACAACCUGCAUUAAUUUGCAUUUCUUUUAAUUAAUAAAACAGACACAGAGUUAAGAUAGUUUAUCAACUCAAAGAUAGAUCUUUUUUUGGUUCCUUCCAUAGCUUAUUAACACUAAUGCAAUUAUAUGGUUAUGCAAUAAAAAGGACAUAUUUGCGUAUGUUCAAAAUUACUUAUGCAGAUAGUAUAAUUUAUGACAUAGAUGCAAUAA
Molecule: messenger RNA, 1575 nt
Organism: Cebus imitator (Panamanian white-faced capuchin)
Lineage: Eukaryota; Metazoa; Chordata; Mammalia; Primates; Cebidae
Gene: KERA
Product: keratocan
Exons: 4
Coding region: 133-1191 (352 amino acids)
Molecular function (GO): protein binding
Source: RefSeq, a predicted model, not a curated record